GCAUCCAGUUUGUUCUAACGUGUUAAAUAAUGUUCGCAAUGGGAGAUGAAGGAAAAUUCAGCUGGUAAUAGCAGAUAAGUGUUUCCUUCUUGAUAAGCAAGGAACUAAUGAUAACAGUGUGUGCUAUAUGUAGCUGUGCUUGAUGUUUCCAUAUAUUUUUGACUUUACUCAAACACUCUACUCCUGCCUGUAUACAUAGCAUGCAUUAGCGUUUUGAAGUAUAGGAAUAGACCUGCAUUGGUCCUAGCGUUUUUUAGGAUAUGCUCGAAUAAAAUGUGUAAUGUUUGAGGUAUUUCAGCAUCCUGGCAUAGCUUUAUGUUUAUCAGAUGGAUUCUACUUGCUUAUUCAGUUUUUAUACUAGGGAUUUGUUGUUGUGUCAUGAGUUCAGUGAUGCUGACAGUUACUGUGUUUUAAUUCAGUGUUAAUAUGACUAGAAAAUGUUCACUGUGCUAAUGGUGGAGAAACUACUUUUAUCUGGAACACUGUUUUUUACCUUGUAUUCUAGAGAGGGUUUAAUGGGGAAGGAAGGAAUCUAAAACCUAGGAAGCUAUUAGCAACUUUUUUUGUAGGCUGUACCAUGUCUUUUAUGCAACCAGUUCCUGAAAAUAUGCUGGAAUGUUAAAAUAUUUACUCUAGAUAUCCAGUUGCAAAGUCCAAGUAGCAAUAUAUACUGCAGAAAAGCAUACUUUAUUCUUGUAUUUCUUAUGGCUGCUAUUUCCAUUUCUGUCCUUUGUUUUCUUUUUGCUGUGCAUUGACAUGCAUACUAUUUCAAUGGAAUUUUUUAGUCUAGUGAAAACUUAGUACAAAUUUCAUGAAUCAGUCCUUGAAGUGAGAUUCCCGUCUUGAAAGAUGCCUAACUGCUUACAUAUUCCAUUUAGUUAAGUGCUUGUUGGGAGGGACUUCUCAUUUUGGUACCUAGUUGGAGUAUGCUGCAGCAGAAGUCCCAGCUUGUUGAUACUGUGUUAGCUAGUGCAUGUAUGAUGCAUGCAUAAAUAUUUCCAGGAUAGUUUUAGAAUUAUUUUUUCUAGAAUGAAAAUACAACUAAUUUAUAUAAGAACAUAGUUCCUUCUAUAACUUCCAACUUCCCUGUUUUCUUCAGCAAACAUGAAAAUUUCACAUAGAAACUUGUUUUUACCUAUCCUUGAAUACCUGUAUCCCCAACUGUAAUGCUCAGAAUUUUGUAUUCAAGGGCUGUUGCUUGUCAGUUCCUUUUCAUGUGUCACUUCCAUUUUCCAGUGUAUUUUAUUCCUAAUAAUGUUCCCACAAGAGAAUAUGGGAUAGAUGCUCAAAUAAGAAGCCAGUAUAACAUGAUUAAUUCUUUGCCAGCAUGUACCAGUUUACUUUUUCUUUGUAAUCCUAUGGUUAAACUGGUAAACCAAACCAGUUUGGUUUGCAUAUGUGCAUAAUACCUUUUAGGGCCCUUAUUACACCUGUGUGUUAGGAUAGCUCAUUUUCAUGAUUCAUCACAGAUACCCUGGCAGAAGUCUAGUUAUUAAUGUAGUGAUUAAUGUGGAUAAAAUCAACCAGUUUGCUCUGUUGGUUCUCUUGUCUUUACUGUGCUGCAGUUUUAAUAGUUGAUCUUUGAGGUUUUUGUUUAUAAUUUAAAUCAAGUUUGUAUCUGUAGGAUCUGCUCUUCCAUUGUCGGAGGGGGAGGAAAUGUAUGUGACUUUUACCUAGGCAUACUUUCCAUGCCUCUUCCUUGUAAAUUAUUGUAGGAUUGUUCAACGUAUUGAUCUCUGUAGUGCCUAGUAUAAAUGUGAGACUACGUGUGUCUAGUUUGCUGUUCCCUUGCUUGAUGGUGUGGUAUGUGAAAACAGCAUGUUUUUGAUUUCAGGGAUUGUAGGAGAAGUAAUCAGUACUCUUCUUGAGGAGCCUGCCAUCCCAGGAAAAGUAUUUGUGGUUUUGUGAGAGGAAUGGUAUCGCUAAACCUUCUAAUGGAAGUACUGAUAUGAGGAUAAACAUUCUUUUCCUGUUUAAUGAAGAACUGAAAUCCAUUGCAAACUUAAAUCUGAGGGCAACAUGACAAGACUAUGUUCUCUUUAUAUGAAAUUAGUGGGACAGUGAAAGUGGAUAGGGCAAGAAAAGUAACAGUGAAUUUUGGAUCAUGGUAUUAUGCAGUUUGGGAACUUUGGCCUUUCAGCCUCCCGCCACUCUUUGCGAACAGGUCUCUCUGCCUCAAAUAUUUCCCUGAGAGGAGAAAACCGUUUGUCAGUUCUUCUCAAUUACCUUCUUCCUUCUUCGAGAGCUGGAACCCCGUCAGCCUCAAGGUGUACAACCCCUAUAACUACCCCUCAAAACACACCACCCUCCAGUCCUACCUGCAGCCACCUGCCAACCACAAGUGCCCAGCCAAGUCCACUGCAGGGCAAGGAAUUGCUGGUGUCACCUGCCAGUGAUGAUAUUCCUUCAGUAGUAAUCCACCCACCUGAGGAGGACUUAGAAGUGCAGGAAUGCCAUGAAAAGAAGACAAAGGAAAAUACUGACAAAACACCAGGGCUGUUAGCAUCUCCACAAUCAGCACCUGGAAAUUUAGACACUGGAAAAACCGGAGAGGUUAAAGGUACCGGGGCAGGAGGAAGCAGAGAAAAUAGCACAGUUGAUUUUAGUAAGGUUGAUAUGAACUUCAUGAGGAAAAUACCUGCAGGAGCAGAAGCGUCAAAUGUAUUAGUGGGAGAAGUAGACUUUCUAGAAAGACCUAUUAUUGCUUUUGUGAGGCUCUCCCCAGCUGUGCUUCUCUCAGGUCUCACAGAAGUUCCGGUUCCUACACGGUUUUUGUUUUUGUUGCUGGGACCAGCAGGAAAAGCUCCACAGUACCAUGAAAUUGGAAGAUCAAUAGCAACACUUAUGACAGAUGAUGUUUUCCAUGAUGUUGCCUAUAAAGCGAAAGACCGAAAUGAUUUGUUGUCAGGAAUUGAUGAAUUUUUAGACCAAGUGACAGUCCUGCCCCCAGGAGAAUGGGAUCCAUCUAUACGAAUUGAGCCACCAAAAAGCGUUCCUUCCCAGGAGAAAAGGAAGGCACCUAAAUUUCCAAAUGGAUCUACUCCUACAGGAGAGACUCUCAAAGAAGAAGGCCAUCAUGCUGGACCUGAACUUGAGAGAACUGGAAGGCUUUUUGGUGGUUUGAUACUUGACAUCCAAAGGAAAGCACCUUUUUUCUUGAGUGACUUCAAGGAUGCAUUAAGCCUGCAGUGCCUGGCCUCGAUUCUUUUCCUAUACUGUGCCUGUAUGUCUCCUGUAAUCACUUUUGGAGGGCUCCUGGGAGAAGCUACACAAGGCAGAAUAAGUGCAAUAGAGUCUCUCUUUGGAGCCUCAUUAACUGGGAUUGCCUAUUCUCUCUUUGCUGGGCAACCUCUUACUAUUUUGGGGAGCACCGGACCAGUUCUAGUAUUUGAAAAAAUAUUAUUUAAAUUUUGCAGGGAUUAUGAUCUUUCCUACCUCUCCCUGCGAACUAGCAUUGGUCUGUGGACUGCAUUUUUAUGCAUAGUGCUUGUAGCCACAGAUGCCAGCAGCCUUGUGUGUUACAUCACUCGAUUUACUGAGGAAGCUUUUGCAGCACUUAUAUGCAUCAUAUUUAUUUAUGAGGCGUUGGAAAAGCUUUUUCAUUUGGGAGAACUGUAUGCCUUCAAUAUGCACAAUGACUUGAGUAAACUGACUCUAUAUUCAUGUGUGUGUGCUGCUCCUGAGAAUCCCAGCAAUGAAACUUUGAGGGUAUGGAGGAAUAUGAAUAAGUCUGUGGAAAGUAUAGCAUGGAAUAAUCUUACAGUUCCUGAAUGUUUAGAAUUGCAUGGUGUGUUUCAUGGAUCAGCUUGUGGGCGUCACGGACCAUAUAUUCCAGAUGUUCUCUUCUGGUCUGUCAUAUUAUUCUUUACAACAUUUUUCCUCUCCUCUUUCCUUAAGCAAUUCAAGACCAAACGCUAUUUCCCAACUAAGGUGCGUUCUACCAUCAGUGACUUUGCAGUAUUUCUGACCAUAGUAAUAAUGGUUUUGAUUGACUAUCUCGUAGGAGUACCUUCUCCUAAGCUUCACGUUCCAGAGAAAUUUGAACCCACCCUAAAAGACCGAGGAUGGUUCAUGGAUCCUCUUGGAAGCAAUCCUUGGUGGACGCUUUUGAUAGCUGCUGUUCCUGCAUUACUCUGUACUAUUCUCAUUUUCAUGGAUCAACAAAUAACAGCUGUCAUUAUAAACAGGAAAGAGCAUAAGCUGAAGAAAGGCUGUGGCUAUCAUCUUGAUCUGCUCAUGGUUGGUGUUAUGUUGGGGGUAUGUUCUAUCAUGGGCUUACCGUGGUUUGUUGCUGCAACUGUCCUGUCUAUAAGUCAUGUUAACAGCCUGAAAGUUGAAUCUGAAUGCUCAGCACCAGGAGAGCAACCAAAGUUUUUGGGAAUCCGGGAGCAGCGAGUGACAGGAUUGAUGAUUUUUGUCCUGAUGGGGUUGUCAGUGUUCAUGACCUCGGUGUUAAAGUUUAUUCCAAUGCCAGUUUUGUAUGGUGUCUUUCUUUACAUGGGAGUAUCUUCAUUAAAAGGCAUUCAGUUUUUUGACCGUAUAAAACUGUUUGGGAUGCCUGCCAAACAUCAGCCUGACCUGAUUUAUCUACGUUAUGUGCCACUCUGGAAAGUCCAUAUCUUUACAGUUGUUCAGCUCACUUGUCUAGUUCUGUUGUGGGUGAUUAAAGCCUCUGCAGCUGCUGUUGUUUUCCCUAUGAUGGUUCUAGCUUUAGUGUUUGUUCGCAAGCUCAUGGAUUUAUGUUUCACCAAAAGAGAGCUUAGCUGGCUUGAUGAUCUUAUGCCAGAAAGUAAAAAGAAGAAAGAAGAUGACAAAAAGAAAAAGGAGAAAGAAGAAGCAGAGAGAAUGCUUCAGACAGGGGACAAUGAAAGUGUACAUCUUGCAUAUGGAGAAGCGAACUUGGAUUUUCCUGUAAAAAAACUAAAAUACAGCACUGAUCCCUCAAUUGUAAACAUAUCAGAUGAAAUGGCCAAAACUGCACAGUGGAAGGCUCUUGCCAUGAGUACUGAGAGUGCCAAAGUAACCAGAGCUAACCUGAGCCCUGAAAAAACAGAAAGUGUGAAAAUAAAUGUGGAAGAUUCACCUGUUGUGAAAUACGUGGAUGCCGAAACAUCUUUAUAGAAGUGAACCAAGGGGAAUUGCAUAUAUUUGUGUGUGUAUAUAUGUAGCUGUAGGAUAUUAUACUGUGGAAGUGUGAUUUCCAGUUUAAGGAGCGUCAUAUAUUUAAUUCUGCCAUUGUUUAGGGCACUGUAGAUAUGCUUGCAUAAUGAGAAGGUUUUCCUACAAGUAAGUGGUAAUCACACUUCAUCUAUUUAUUUUACUGGAAAUUUUAUUUUCAUUUUUAAAUAGGAAGAUUGUAAUGGAUGCGUAUUCUUUUCAAUAAUCAAUAUGUGCAUAGAAGUUAAAUCAGCUUUUGCUGAUGAUUACUGGUCCACAUUGCUUAAAAUUUUGCAAUACCUCUGUUUAUAAUGUGUGCUACAGAAGUUUGUUCUCCAUGCAGGCAGUUACUGCUUUUUUUGCAGGGUAUCCUUUUUUUUGUGAUUUCAUAGAACAAAUAUUAAUGUGCUGUUGACAAGAACUACUGUGUUUUAUGUCUCUACUACAUGCUAGUGUUUUCUGGAUUCUGUCUCUCCUGUUUUACAGAAGUGGCCUAGAGCCCUAAGUCAGGUUAGUUAAGCCUUAAGAUAGAUAUA
Pezoporus occidentalis (night parrot) is the source of this 5693-nucleotide messenger RNA. It is a transcript of the gene SLC4A7, whose product is annotated as solute carrier family 4 member 7. Gene Ontology annotation, cellular component: plasma membrane; basolateral plasma membrane; apical plasma membrane. NCBI's taxonomy places the organism in Eukaryota, Metazoa, Chordata, Aves, Psittaciformes, Psittacidae. The record is from RefSeq and is a predicted model, not a curated record. The coding region runs from base 2113 to 5121 and encodes 1002 amino acids. Gene Ontology annotation, molecular function: solute:inorganic anion antiporter activity; monoatomic anion transmembrane transporter activity; sodium:bicarbonate symporter activity. The transcript has 21 exons. Gene Ontology annotation, biological process: monoatomic anion transport; transmembrane transport; regulation of intracellular pH.